AUGGAAAAGAAGUCCAAUUGUUUUGAUGCAAUCGUUUCCCUUAUCAAACAAAAAUUUUCAGACCAAUGUGGUAUUGUUUACUGCAAUCAGCGAAAAGACACAGCUGAUGUUGUGUACCAUUUAAGAAGAGCUGGUAUAAAUGCUGUGUUUUUCCAUGCUGGUAUGGAUAUACAUUCAAAACAGGCAAGUGUUGACAGUUGGAAAUCUGGAGAGGCCCAUGUCAUUUGUGCAACAGUGGCAUUUGGCAUGGGAAUUGAUAAAUCAAAUGUUACAUUUGUUAUUCAUCAUAGCAUGCCAAAGGACUUAGAGAGUUAUGUGCAGGAGUCUGGCAGAGCUGGAAGAGAUGGAAAUUCUGCACAUUGUUACAUCUUGUUCCGAUUUGAAGACAGAACAAAACAUUUGCGGAAUAUCUGUUGUCUACCAGAGAGUGAUCGCAAGCAUGUUGCUCUUGAUGGAUUAAACAAUAUUGUCAAAUAUUGCAUAACCCCUGUUUGUCUAAAACAACAAAUAGUUACAUACUUUGAUAAUGAAGCGAGCAGCAGUAGCAUUUAUAACAAACAUUGUGAUGUUUGCAUAUUGAACAAGAAUGUAGAACCUGUUGAGUGCAGUGAAGUUGCCAAAGGGUAG
Paramuricea clavata is the source of this 627-nucleotide messenger RNA. The record is from the annotation of a GenBank genome assembly. Lineage: Eukaryota; Metazoa; Cnidaria; Anthozoa; Malacalcyonacea; Plexauridae.